This is a messenger RNA of Malus domestica (apple), 1875 nucleotides long. Its product is annotated as UDP-galactose/UDP-glucose transporter 2. The record is from RefSeq and is a predicted model, not a curated record. Gene Ontology annotation, molecular function: transmembrane transporter activity. Gene Ontology annotation, biological process: transmembrane transport. NCBI's taxonomy places the organism in Eukaryota, Viridiplantae, Streptophyta, Magnoliopsida, Rosales, Rosaceae. Gene Ontology annotation, cellular component: endoplasmic reticulum membrane; Golgi membrane.
UCUGCCGCGUUGCCAACUCGAAGAGGGAAAAGAGUUUGAUGAAAACUAGAAGGAGCUCCGACUCUGAGUCGAAAAACCCUCUCCUGUCUCUCAACAUCUGGCAUCAUUCUUCCCAAGUAAAGAAUAAAUAGUCACCGUGUUCAACCCGAUACCAUUGUCCUUUUAUAUACAUAUCAUUUUCCUCUCUCCUCUUUUCUGUGUUGAGAUGGUCAACAUGCAAGUGCAUCACCAACUGUACUGAAUUCCAUAUAUUCCGCGUUCUUUUUUGGUAAAAAUCCACCUUUUUUCUGCCCAAUUUCUCCUUUAUUUUGAAUUUUCUGAGCUCUUUCUUGGGUACCCAAUACGCAGUUGGGUCGGUGAGAAAACGAUUCAAAUCGAUGAAGAACGAUGAGCAAGCUCGGUUCCUUUUUGGGAUUUCGCUCUCUGACAGACCCAAAUGGCAGCAAUUCCUCCUCUGCUCUUCUGGGUUCUUCUUUGGUUACCUUGUUAAUGGUGUCUGCGAGGAAUAUGUGUACAACAGGCUACAAUUCAGCUAUGGUUGGUACUUCACAUUUGUCCAAGGAUUUGUGUAUCUAUUUCUGAUUUACCUGCAAGGCUUCACCACCAAGCAAAUGGUGAAUCCAUGGAAGACUUAUGUGAAACUUUCUGCUGUGCUUAUGGGGUCCCAUGGACUUACCAAAGGCUCCUUGGCUUUUCUCAACUAUCCGGCACAGCUCAUGUUCAAAUCGACAAAGGUUCUGCCUGUGAUGGUAAUGGGAGCCUUCAUACCAGGUUUGAGACGAAAAUACCCACCUCACGAAUACGUUUCUGCACUCCUUUUGGUGGUGGGUUUGAUCCUAUUCACCCUAGCAGAUGCACAAACAUCUCCCAACUUCAGCGUGAUUGGUGUUCUGAUGGUAUCGGGCGCUCUAGUCAUGGAUUCCUUUUUGGGUAACUUGCAAGAAGCUAUCUUUACCAUGAAUCCCGAAACCACACAGAUGGAGAUGCUGUUUUGCUCUACAGUGGUUGGCCUGCCUUUCUUGAUUCCACCAAUGCUUUUGACAGGGGAAUUAUUCAAAGCAUGGAGCUCAUGUUGGCAGGUAACUUGCAAUCCGAAAAUCCUAAGAUUCCACCAUGUUACAUGCGUCACACAAGCCUCACAAUGUCUAACAAAUCUUUUUGGAAUUAUGCAGCAUCCAUACGUGUAUGGUGUGUUAGUCUUCGAAGCCAUGGCCACAUUUGUCGGCCAAGUCUCCGUCCUUUCCCUCAUUGCACUUUUCGGUGCCGCCACCACAGCCAUGAUCACAACGGCCAGAAAGGCCGUCACAUUACUGCUGUCAUACUUGAUAUUCACAAAGCCAUUAACUGAAGAGCAUGGGACCGGACUUCUGCUCAUAGGUAUGGGGAUCACGCUGAAACUCCUGCCGGAAAAUAAACCACACCAGAGAGUUUCAACCUCAUCUUCCAAGACAAAAACUUCAAAACCUGCUCCGAUCGAAAACGAAAGAAUCCGACUAGAAAACGCCGGAGAAAAUGAAGAAAAUAGUCGGUUGGUCUGAAACACCAGCCUGCUUCAAUUGGUUCCUCAUUUAUCAGCAGCUAUUUAGCAAAUUUUAGUCAUGCCAAAUAAGAACAUUAGGGAUUUUUAUGUUUUAUUUGUUUUUUUCUUUUUCUUUUUUAACCUCCAGUUUAAUUCUUUGUAUUGUGUCCUUUGUAUUUUAAAUUCUUUAUAUUUGUUGUCAAAGUGUUAGAAGCCCCCACAGUCGCCAGCUUUCUUUUUGUGAAUGUUUUGGAAUAUGAAGCUGAAUUUCAGAGCUCGGAUAAGUUACUGUUGUUUAGAUUAUGGCCUUUCAGAUUUAGUACAGUUGAUAAAUUUCCAUCUUGUUUACUAAUUUA